AUUAUAUUAUGGUUUAUAUAUAGAAUGUCAUGAGUUAAUAUUCUCAUAAUAUAAAAGGAGAUAAUCCACAAAUCGACAUGCUUCUUCAGUACCACUAUUGAAACCCACCAUAAAAUCUUUGUUGCUGAAGAAAUACAUCAUUAUAUAUAUAUGUGUGUGUGAGAGAGAGAGUUCCAAUAGAUAUUGUCUUUACAGAAGAAAUCAACCACUUUAAAGCUAUUAAUAUCACUCUCUAUCUCUCCAGGGAUCAAAUGUAUAAAGAUUUGGUGGUACUAAUUAAUUAAGAAGUUCCUCCUUCAAUAAUAUUAUAGGUACCGAAGCUCAUGCUAUGGCGAAUAGAAAUGAAAGUACAAGUAUAAAAAUGGAGAGUGAGAAAGAGGAAGAAGACUCAUCAGAACUGAAGAUGGAGAACUAUAAACAAUUAAUGCUGAAUAAGAUGUUUCUAAUUGCACAUAUGGCUGCUAUCGUAAACGAUCCAUUCUUUUACUAUAUUCCAAUUCUAAAUCUGGAACACAAGUGCCUUAGAAUGGACCCAGUCUUGAAAAUUGUGGUUCCUGGUUUCCGAAUUGUGCUAGAUUCCUUUUAUAUCUUUCGACUUUUUUAUUUGAAGUCCCGUAAUAAUGGUAUAUCUGAUGAUUGGACUUCCUCCAACAAAUCCGAUAUCGCUAUUGUCAUUUCUGCUAUAAUCCCACUUCCACAGGUGAUAAUUUUUUCUCUGUUUCCCAAAGUAUCAUGCAUGGCAAAUUGGAAUAGAUAUAUGGGAUUUCUGGACUUAUUUCUUCUGUUGCAAUAUGUGCCAAGAAUCAUCCCAAUCUACAAAUCAUGCGUGGAACUAAAUUGGAGUUAUGAUUCUAUGGCUGACCGUGUAUUCAUCAAAGGCGCCUUAAAUUUCUUUCUCUUUAUUGCUGCCAGUCAUAUAACUGGGGCCUUUUGGUACUUUUUUUCUAUACAACGACUGAAAGCAUGCUGGCUGGAAUAUGCUUGUGGAAAAAACCACCAAGGAUAUGCUUCAUUUACCUGCGAUAGGAAUUACUCCAAGAGCGAUCAAAUUCUAUCACCUGUGAAUAAUGUGUGCCCUACAAAUUCAUCACAAGAAGAUACAAAAUUUGGGAUAUUUAACUCUGCCAUUACCUCUAACUUGGUUGGAAUAACAAACGAUUUUCCAAGAAAGUACAUGCUGUCUUUUUGGUGGGGCUUGCGACAUUUAAGUUCUUACGGUCAAAAUCUUGAAACCAGUAGUUAUGUAUGGGAAGCCAUCUUCGCAAUUCUUAUUUCAAUCGUGGGUUUACUCUUAGUUUUAUACUUAAUUGGAAAUCUACAGACAUACAUGCAGUUGGAUAUCCCAAGAACAAACGACAUAAAACAGAAGCUAAAAAAGAGAGAAGGUGAAAUAUAUGACAUGACCAAAAACAAUGAUUACAAAAGUACAGUUAAGCAAAGCAUAAGAAAAAAUCUUAGAAAAAUACUGACCGAACAAGAAGAUCUUGAGCAUUUGAAUGAUCUGAUCGAUCUUCUUAAAGAUUUUUUUGCUGACAACCCAAAUGCAAAACAAUCAGAGCUAGAGGAAAAAUUUGUGGAAUGGGAAAAAAGCAUAUCUGAUGGGAAAAUUUUCCAGGAGGGGAAGAAACGUAAGAGUGUAAGAAAAUGGAUGAGAGAUAAUAAUACAAUCCCCAAGGAAAUACGAUUGAGAGUUAAGGAACGUGUAAUAUGCAGAUUAGCAGACGAAGUAGAAGAUGUUAAUAUUGUCAGUGUGCUUCGUGUUCUUAAUGGUUCUCAGGAAGAAUUCUUACUAAAGAAACACCUCUGCGAGUCUAUCCUAAGGAAAUUUGAUAAAUUAGAAGAUGUGAUGGAAAAAGCCAUAGAGCUUCUGAAGCCAGUGAUCUACGAAGAGAACGAAAAUAUAAUCUCAAAGGGAGAACCACUUGAUUUGAUGUGUUUUAUCACCCAAGGCGUGGUGUGGUGCGACGAUGGCACAAGUGGCGCAGUACAACCAGCUCAAAACCAAGCAAAUGACUCCAACACAAGUGCUAGUAGUAUAGUAGUACGACCGAUCGAGAUUGAGGGUGGUCAAGAUCACUAUGGAAAAGAACUUCUGGACUGGCAGUUGAACAAUAAAAGUAUUGAUGAGGAGGAUUUUCCCAUGGCCAAAUGUAACAUCAAAUGCCAUACAGUAGUUGAAGCCUUUGUUCUUAAAGCCAUCGACUUGCAAACAUUAUUCCCAGGGACAAAGAAGGUCUUCUCGAAGACAUCAUCCACCGUGUCUUCGAAGCCAAGGUGGAUUGGUCAGCCAUACAUGAAAGUUGACAAAUAAGAUAGGAGUCCACCACACCACCCUCACUCCCUCUAAUCCCACUGCUACUUUUUCCAAUAAUAAAACAUUCAUAUAUAUACAUAUCAUUGAAUGUAAUUUUUUGUAUUUCCAAACAAUAUUAUCCCUAAUUUAUCUUUCUUCCCAAGUUCAUUUCUUACUUGUUAGUUGUGGCCGUUAAUUCUGUUAGUCUUAUAUUACUUUUAGACUGUUAAAUAGUUAGUUAGUUUUUCAGUUGUACUCUGUACUCAGAACUCAUAUAUAAGAGUUCCUUUACUCAUUCAAAUGUAACGUUUUU
This is a messenger RNA of Humulus lupulus (European hop), 2606 nucleotides long. RefSeq names its product cyclic nucleotide-gated ion channel 1-like. The record is from RefSeq and is a predicted model, not a curated record. The transcript has 9 exons. The coding region runs from base 329 to 2311 and encodes 660 amino acids. Lineage: Eukaryota; Viridiplantae; Streptophyta; Magnoliopsida; Rosales; Cannabaceae.